Olea europaea var. sylvestris is the source of this 1415-nucleotide messenger RNA. Its product is annotated as 8-hydroxygeraniol dehydrogenase-like. Gene Ontology annotation, molecular function: zinc ion binding; cinnamyl-alcohol dehydrogenase activity. NCBI's taxonomy places the organism in Eukaryota, Viridiplantae, Streptophyta, Magnoliopsida, Lamiales, Oleaceae. The transcript is spliced from 5 exons. The record is from RefSeq and is a predicted model, not a curated record. Bases 16 to 942 code for a protein of 308 amino acids. Gene Ontology annotation, biological process: lignin biosynthetic process.
GAUCAAACGGGCGCUAUGCAGAGUGCACUGAGGUCUGGAAGAACCCUUUGCUUGCAUUCUGUCACUCUACUCAAUAUCGUGAAAAUGGUGAAAUCUCCAGAAACAGAGCACCCUCUCAAGGCGUUUGGAUGGGCUACAAGAGACACAUCUGGACUUUUCUCACCUUUCAAAUUCUCCAGAAGGACGACCGGAGAGCGUGAUGUGCAGUUCAAAGUGUUGUAUUGUGGGGUCUGUCAUUCGGAUCUUCAUAUGGCCAAGAAUGAAUGGGGCGUCACUCAGUAUCCUCUUGUUCCUGGGCACGAGAUUGUAGGUGAAGUAACUGAGGUUGGCAGCAAGGUGGAGAAAGUCAAGGUUGGGGACAAAGUAGGAGUUGGAUGUAUGGUUGGAUCAUGUCGCCAGUGUGAUCAAUGCACCAACGAUCUUGAAAAUUACUGUUCUAAAAUGAUACUUACCUAUCGUUCUAUUUACACUGAUGGUACCAUGACAUAUGGAGGUUAUUCUAAUUUUAUGGUUGCUGAUGAGCACUUCAUCGUUCGUUGGCCUGAGAACUUUCCCCUCGAUGCUGGUGCUCCUCUCUUAUGUGCUGGGAUUACAACUUACAGCCCCUUGAGGUACUUUGGACUGGACAAGCCAGGAAUGAAUAUUGGUGUUGUUGGUCUUGGUGGGCUUGGCCAUGUAGCUGUGAAGUUUGCUAAGGCUUUUGGUACUAAAGUUACAGUUAUCAGUACAUCUAUUAAUAAGAAGAAGGAAGCUAUUGAAAAACUUGGUGCCGACUCGUUUUUGGUUAGUCGUGAUCCUGAGGAGAUGAAGGCUACAGCUGGGACAUUGGACGGGAUCAUUGAUACUGUAUCUGCUGAUCACCCCAUUUUACCCCUGCUUAGUUUGUUGAAGCCUCAUGGAAAGAUGGUACUGGUUGGUGUUCCGAACAAGCCAAUUGAGUAGCCAGCGUUUCCCCUGAUUACAGGUAGAAAGUUAAUAGCUGGCAGUGGGAUAGAAGGAAUGAAAGAGACCCAAGAGAUGAUUGAUUUUGCAGCAAAGCACAACAUAUUACCAGAUGUGGAGAUCAUCCCUAUUGAUUACAUAAACACUGCAAUGGAUCGCCUUGGGAAAUCUGAUGUUAAAUACCGGUUUGUGAUCGACAUUGCCAAAUCAUUGAAGGCUGAGUAAUGCAAGCUUCACAGUCUCAUGAAACUUAGCUUCAUUAGUACAAUGAAUGCUGUUGUCUAGAUGAGAAGAUUGUCAGGAAAUUUGUUUUUAGAGGCCUGUAUCAUUUCUCAUUUUCCAUUAUCAGCGGACUCUCUUUUUUAGCAAAAGUAGGAUAUCGACAAAUAGUUUGAUUUUCAUGUUGGUGGUGUAUGAAUGACACUCCAUAGAUGUGGUUUGCAUGUUAGUCUACUUGACAUAUUUUCAGUCUA